Sabethes cyaneus is the source of this 6871-nucleotide messenger RNA. RefSeq names its product rootletin (gene Root). The transcript is spliced from 12 exons. NCBI's taxonomy places the organism in Eukaryota, Metazoa, Arthropoda, Insecta, Diptera, Culicidae. The record is from RefSeq and is a predicted model, not a curated record.
AUGGAACCUGCUGCGAAACACAUUGUCGCCCAGGAACGGCGCAUGUCGACUACUACUGGUGACGUGCAGGCGGUGUACAUCGAAAUUAGCGAAAUGUGCUGCGCUACCAAGGUGAACGAUAAACAAAUUAUCUUCGGCAACAACUUCCAUUGGGACGAGCCCCCGAAGGGUCGGUCAGUUCCUCGUCGUUCGUCAACUGGUUCGUACGGUUGUUUGCGGAUAGUGGCAGCGGUUGCGGUCGAUAGUAGCCAUUUGUUGGAAUACCUACUGGUGUGGAUGAGCAAGGAUUUAGAGCUGAAACGGUAGUGCAGGUUUUGUAGCGAAAUUGGUCGUUUGGGAACGACGGAACAUCCGGUAAGCGGUGCGGCCGCCUGGAGUGGUUGUGGUGACGAUCCCGGAAGUGUUAAACUUUACCUGACUGGUGACAGCAGACGAAAACCUUCCCCUACGAAGAUACCGAGAGGAACCUAUUGGCGAACCCCAGUGAGUGGUAGUGACUACUACGAGCAGUUCUGUGUCAAGUGUCGGAUUUAUCUGUUGGAAAACUUUCAAAAGUUUAAAAACAACUUUUCCAUUAUGUCACGUUUGGGUGGCAAAGAUUGUGCACCUAGUAUAGCAUCUCGGCAUCUUGGCGAAGGUGGCGGCGGUGGAGGCGGCAUCGGAACUGGUUCCGGAGAUCGUAAAAAACCGUUUACUCGCCCGUUCAAUAAGUCACGACUGGAUUCAUCUAGUGCAGGGGCUGCACAAUCAUCUAGGAUGUUGAGUCCGCCAUCACCGGACACCAGCUCCUUGAUAAGGCAAAACAAUGAAUUGCGUCACCGCUUGCAGGAAGAGGCGAGUAACUACCGACGCCGGAUCGAGACGUACAAACAAGCUCAAAACAAUCAGGCUGCACUUGUUAGCCGUCUGCAAGCCAAAGUGCUGCAGUACAAACAACGCUGCACAGAGCUAGAACAAACGCCAGCUCAAAGCGUUUGUCCAGUUUACACUGCUCGGGAGGCAUCUCCCGGCCGACAUCACCGUGCACCAUCAUCGUCAGUGUGUACUGCUGCAACGGUUGGCCCUUGCCCUGGCACAGGUUCAAACGCUCCACUGAGUCUACCACCAUGUCCAGUGGCUAGGGAACGGUCGCGCUCGAGAUCCCGAUCGCAAUCACCGUGUCGCAAAUACGCUGAAGGUGGCCACGAUGAGAUCCGACAUCAGCUCGAUGAGGAACGACGGCGCUGCGAAAAACUACUGGUCGAGAACUCCUGCCUGCGUCAGCAGCUGGAGGAGUCCCAACGAUCCAACGAAGCGUUAACCAAUGAUCUCCAGAAGCUUACCACGGACUGGGAAAGCUUAAGGGAUGAGCUACUGGCCAAGGAGGACGAAUGGAAGGAGGAAGAGCAGGCCUUUAACGACUAUUACAACAACGAACACACCAGACUGCUUAAAAUGUGGCGCGAAGUAGUCAACGUGAAGCGUAUGUUCAAGGAAAUGUCUGCGACCACUAAGAUGGAACUGGGACGAAUGCAGCUGGAGCUAACCGGAACCGGACGCGAAGUGGUCGGUUCCUGCAGUGGAGUCUCGGUGAAUAUAAAGCAGACGUCGAAAAUCGAGGAAGCUCAGCAGAUGCACAUUGAACGGGAAAACAUCGACCUGAAAUCUCAGUUGGGUGAGCUGAAACUGCAGCACGAAAACGCUAGACAGGAAAUUGCCCAACGAGAUCAACGACUGCAACAGAUGUUGCAGGAUCUCAAACUACUCGAAGAACGCAACGCCCAAGCAGAGGGUCAGGUUGGAUUGACACAGCGUUUAAAUGAUGAAUUGGAACGCUUGCAGAGUGCUUUACGUGAAAUUGCCCAUGCAGUGGUACAGGAUGCCGAAUCAACAGCGACCGCCGAAACGGACACUUCGGUGCACCAUCUUCAUCUGUCGCAGCCAGGUGGACUUCCGGCUCCACCCAGGUCACCGAAACGUGGUGCCAUUCGAACGUCCCAAGCGUUUACUGAGGGAACCAUUUCGGCUGUACAAGCGGCACUGCACAAGUACCAAUUGUCCAUUCAUGAUUUGCAAGUUAAGCUGCAAUCCAACAACGAUGCACUGACGGCCAGCAAAAAACAGCUAGAAAAUUGUGAACACACUCGCGAAGUACUGACCGGCAAGGUAUCGGAGUUAACCGAGAAGCUGGACUCUGCCAACCACCAGCUGGCGGAAUUAUACAAGGAGCGGGAUAGUUUACAAAAGACGCUAGAUGGACUACGCACUGAUAAGCACUCCGUCGAGAGAGGCAAAGCUGAACUGAAUUCAAUUGUUGACAGUCUCAAUACGGAUUACGAAAAAUUACAACAUGUCAAUAGCAAAUUGCAAAAAAUGUACGACUCCCUGGAGGAUGAGAAAAAGAUGGUAGAAAGUGAACUUGCACGUGUUCAAAAGGAUAAAGACAUUCAGGAAAUGAACCUUCGGGCUGAGGAAGAGCGUUCCAGCCGUCUUCGUGAGGAAACCAUUACUCUAAGGGAGGAAUUGAACAAACUCUACCUGGCGCGUGAUUUGCUUGAACAGCAACGAAUUGAAUCGGAGGGAUUGCUUAACCUAAUUGAGAAACAAAAGCUGGAGUUAGAAUUUGAAUUUGACCGAACUGUUAACGAGCGUGAUGGGCUUCAAAUUAGCUUGGAGAAAAAAGGCUCAUCUAACGAGCAUUUAGAAAUGGAAAUUAAACAGCUUAGAGAAAAUAUUGUUCAGUUGGAAGACGAACGAGGCAAACUGAAAACCCAGGUAUCUGAUCAAACAGUGGAUUUAGCAACUUUGAAAAAGGAAUUGAUAUCAGCCGAACAGGCCCGAUUGGAUCUUGAUUCAGAAAAAUUGACAAUCAGUGAGCGUUUGAAAUGUUUGGAAAUGGAAAAGGACAAGAUAGAACAGGAGCUAAGUUGCAUUGGUAGAGAAAGAAAUGAUAUAAGCAAUCAGCUAGCCACCAUUUCUCGGAAAAAGGAGACCAUUGGCGAGGAAGUGAUGCGACUAAGGCAGCGGUUGGAGCAAGCCAACGAGAUGAAUGCAAGAUUAAAUCGAGGCUUAGAGGACCUGGUAAAAGAGAGUGAAGAAAAGUCGGUUACAAUUGAAAGCCACGAGAAGGAACUUCAGAGAUUGCAGGAGCAACUAGCAUCCCUACGUAGCGAGAAAGACUCUUUGGAAGCAGUUCUGUUUGAUACUAACACUUCGCUAGAGGAAGCCGAAGCCCGCAAGGAUGCUCUUGAGCGCGAAAAUCAGGACCUGUUGAUCAAACAAGAAUCCCACAAGUCGCUCAUAGCUCGCCUGAACAAGGAUCUAGAAAAUACGGAACGACGUGCUCAGGACAUCAAAAUUCAGCUAACCAAUGCAGCUGCCAAUCAGGAAGCAGAAUUCUUACAAAAAUUGUCCAAUUUGCGUACUUUUGGGGAAGAAAAUAUUAAAAAACUAAACGAGGAAAAGGAAAUCAUUCGCAGUUCUUUGGAAAAACGAAUGAAUCAAGCGUUGCAGGCAUUGCAAGGCUCAAAGGACACGGAAAUUCAAGCGCUUAAAGAGCAGUUCGAAACACUCCAAAUGCAUCUGGAAGCGUUGAAUCAGCAGCAUGAAGAAACAAUUCUUCGGGCGGAGAACGAAAAACAGCAGGCCCUAUUAAUUGCACAUCGUGAUAAACAGGCCGUUAUGGAAAAAUUGGACGGAGUAACGCGAGAACUCAAACUGGAGUUAGAUAACAGUGAUCGAUUAAAGAGAGAGAUGAUGGCUCGCCAGGAAAAGGAUCGAACCACUAUUGGCUGCUUGCGGGACGAAGUUUCGAAAAUGCGUGCCAAAAUGGAGGAAGCUCGCAUCAGAUCCGAAGAAGAACUAAAUCGUCUAGAAGUAAUGCAGGGCUCGCUGAGAGAAGAGAAAGAUGCUGCAAUGAAGGAGAUCGAAGAACUCAAGGUUCAAGUAAGAUUGGCGGAAGACCGCUGCGAUGCCGUCCAUUUACAGUUGCAAGACACUCAGCGAAAGUUGAAGGAAGCGGAAAAUUGUAUUGACGCCACAAGAAAAGAACUAACAGAUACACGCAGAACACUGGCUGACAGCAACAUCGAACGUGACAAAUAUGCCAACAGUAAUAAGGAGCUGAGGGACCAUGUAAAACGUGUCGAAGGACAGCGUCGUGAGCAAGCUCGUUCGAUGGAUGACGCCCUACAGAAGAUUGCCGCUCUUGAGGAAACCCGGAACAUGCUGGAACAGGAAAAGGUUCGACUGCAGACCAUCCUAAAGGAAACGGAAAAUAACAUGUCCAAGAUGAAUCAGGAACUAUCGACAGCCCAGAGCAGCAUUCAGAAAUUCCAGUCACAAACGAACCAAAACGAUGCAGCCGAAAAAGAGCUUCAAGCGAGAUUAGCGAAUGAAACGGAAGAAAAGGAACGCAUUCUACAGGAAUUGCAUCAGAUCAAAAAACAGUUGUCCGAUUUGGAAGGUUCACUGUGUGCCACUCGUCAAGAGUUGGGCCGAGUUAGAUGCAAAGCUAACCAGGACGAGCAUCGAUUCCAUCAGCGUGAGCAGGAGCUUUGCGCUAGAAUCGAAGAUGGCAGAGGACGUGAAAAACGACUGGAAGAUCAGAAACACAACUUGGAGGUUUGCCUAGCGGAUGCUACACAACAGAUUCAGGAGCUAAAGGCAAGACUUGGCGGGUCUGAGGGUAGAGUACGGGCAUUAGACGAGCAGUUGGUUCAGUUGGAAGCUAUCAAAAAGGAAACGGAUAAUAAGUUAAGUUCCAUCGGUCAUACUUUGCGCCGCAUCGCCGGUAUACAGAUGGAUGGAUCGGUAAGUUUGCCCUAUCGACUGUUGAGUCCAUCCAGAAGGUAUAGUCCAGCACGUGGCCGAAGUGAACGGGACGAAUUCCACCAUCAUCACCACCACGAAACUCGUAGUUUAUCGGGAGAUAAUGCAAUCAUAGAUGUUGAUCCCGAAAUGGUCCGUAAAGGGGUACGCACUUUGAUGCAGCAGGUAGCCCAAAUUGAACGUGAACGAGAUGAUUUUAAAGUGCAACUGUGUUCGUCUAAGAAACAGUUACAGGAAGGAUGCGACAAUCAGAUGCGUUUAGAGGGAAAAAUUUGCAAACUUCAGCAGCACAACCGAGCCAUUAACGAGGACAAGACGAAUCUAGAAGCAAAAUUGGCACAGAAAAUCAGUAUGCUUCAUUCUACCGAGGAAACAUUGCGUCAAAAAAGUGACGAAUUAAAUGUCACCCGCGAGAAGGUUGUUCAUUUAGAACAAUCACUAGCAAGUACGACCGAAGAGAAAGGACAGCUGGAGGAGCGUUUGGAAAAAUGCAAACAGCAUGCGUGUCGCAUAGAGUCCGAUAAGCGACACUUGCAGGAUGAACUUACGCGAACUGAUGGUCGUGCAUCCAAGCUCGAUUUGCAACGAGUGGCUCUGGAAGGAGAUAUUCAACGCCUACAAAUGGCACUACAAGAGAAGGAUUGCACCAUAAGAAACCAACAGGAGCGUCUAGAGAACUAUCAGCGAACAUCAACGCAACUGGAAGAUCGUUGUGCAGCACUUAAAAGCACCGUUGAUCAACUGAAAGAACGUUUACAGGCUGCAGCUAUAACGGAAACGGAGCUAAGAGGUGAAAUCUCUGGUUUGCAUCGUCACACAGCCGAUCAAGGGCACACAUUUGCACUCGGACAGGAUAAGCUCAAACAAUUGCAAAAGUCACUCACAAACAGCGAAAAUGAGCGCAGAGUUCUGUCGGAACGUUUGGACGCUUCGCAGCAUACGAUCAAUGAACUGAGACGCAACCAGCAAGCCAUUCAAGAUCAGACCCAGCGUUUGCAAGAGCAGAUGGCUGAGUGCGAGGUUCAGAAGUCAGCCCUAGAAUCGCAAUUGAGAUUAGCGAAAUGGAACCAGGAAAAUUCGGAGCAGUUCGGUGCGACAGCUGGUGGCGAUCAGGAUCUUGCUCGACAGCUGGUCAAUUCCCAGCGGGAUCGUACAGAGCUGAGGAAUAAGGUCGAGGCUUUGCACGAGAAAGUUCGCCAUCUGGAAAACGAGAAGCGUGGUUUGGAAAAGGGCAGUAAAUUUUCCGGUCACGUACAGUACGAUCGGUCUGAAAAGAGUGACCGUGGGGAAUUUGAUUCCAAUAGACUGGAGUCGGGUAGCUUUGCCGGUUCAACGACGGCUUUAAAAUAUAGCUGCGGUCUUGAUCACAAUCAGAUCGAACAGGAAAGCCGUGAAUUACGCAUCAAAGUUCGACGAUUGGAAACGUUACUAGCGGAGAAAGAAGCCGAACUGGCUAGGGCUAAGACAAAGAUGCUUGAAUCACCGAUAAAAUCAAGCGGAUGUGGAGGAGCCGGCGGCGAUGUCGAACGUUAUCGGAGUGCACAAAUUCAAGCGGAACGGUUGUUGGACGCUAGGGAGCAGUCUCACCGGCAGCAGGUGUUGCGUUUGGAAAAUCAAAUCUCAAUGUUGCGCGAGCAGCUGGCACAGGAGGCCAAGCGAAGGCAGAUGUACAUUCUAAGAAGCUCUCGGGCCGGCAGAGAGAUGCAACAGCUGCGUCAAACAUUAGGCGAUUCCUUGAGAAAUGUUGCUCAGGAUCCGAUCGAUUCUAGUCUGUUGGAGAGCGAGGCAAGAAGAUUGGACAGUGCCGUAUCGUUAAGCUUGCCGCCGACCACUUCUCGUGACUACGAUUGUGCUUUAAGCCCUACUUAUCGUUGAACUAUUAUGCCAAGUAACUGUUGCAGACCAUAAUAGUAUUUUGAGUCAGAUCACUGCCUUAUACCAAAGAAAACAGCCAUUUUAACCAGUGUAUUAUUAAGCAGUUCCAGAUGAACUAUCGUUCGAUAAUUGUAUCAAGUGUAUUCGUAGGUUUAAAAUUGCCAGUCAGUGUUAAAACGAAAUUAGU